GUUAGUGUAACUGCAGUGUACGCCUACGCUCUCUAAAACCUCCAGAACCUAAGUAGUGAAAAUACGAAAAACGUCGUCGUUCUCUUCGGCAUGGAAUUCACUCAGAGUGACUUUGAUCGCUUACUGUUGUUCGAGCACACGCGAAAAACCGCUGAAGCAAAGUAUGCAGCAAACCCUCUUGAUGCUGAUAAUCUGACAAAAUGGGGAGGAGCUUUGAUUGAGCUGUCAGCGUUCCAGGAUCCCAGGGAUUCAAAGAAAAUGAUCGAUGAUGCAAUUUCAAAGUUGGAUGAGGCUUUGCUGAUUGAUCCAGCAAGGCAUGCCACUCUUUGGUGCUUGGGAAAUGCCCACACGUCUUAUGCAUUCCUAACUCCUGAUUUUGACGCUGCAAAGGUUAAUUUUGACAAGGCACGUGAGUGUUUCCAGAGAGCUCUUGAUGCGGAUCCUGAGAAUGAGCUUUAUAAGAAGUCCUUGGAAGUUACUGAUAAGGCCCCAUUAUUGCACAUGGAGAUCCACAAAAAUGGGCUUGGUCAGAUGACUGGUGGUGGGGCUUCCUCUACACCCUCAAAAAGAAAGGAAUCAGCAAAGCAGAAGAGCAGUGACCUCAAGUAUGAUAUAUUUGGAUGGGUGAUUCUUGCAAUCGGUAUAGUCGCAUGGGUGGGAAUGGCCAAAUCUCAAGUUCCACCACCACCUCCAAGAUAAACAUGUUAGUUAUCUUUUUAAGGUACCUUCACCAAGAUUAUUGGCUUAAAAGGUCAUUUCACUAUAGGUUUGCAGUUAUAAAAUAGGUAGCGCAUUUGUGGUAUCUGCAUGCUGGCUAUAUCUAAAGGCUUGUCUUUCUUUUUUGCACUUAUGAAAGAUAUCUUUUUGAA
Messenger RNA from Arachis stenosperma, 869 nucleotides. RefSeq names its product mitochondrial import receptor subunit TOM20-like. NCBI's taxonomy places the organism in Eukaryota, Viridiplantae, Streptophyta, Magnoliopsida, Fabales, Fabaceae. The transcript has 6 exons. The record is from RefSeq and is a predicted model, not a curated record. Gene Ontology annotation, molecular function: protein binding. Gene Ontology annotation, cellular component: mitochondrial outer membrane translocase complex. Gene Ontology annotation, biological process: protein insertion into mitochondrial outer membrane. The coding region runs from base 91 to 699 and encodes 202 amino acids.